This is a messenger RNA of Amphibalanus amphitrite, 6060 nucleotides long. Its product is annotated as cell surface glycoprotein 1-like. The coding region runs from base 28 to 3105 and encodes 1025 amino acids. Gene Ontology annotation, cellular component: neuron projection. Lineage: Eukaryota; Metazoa; Arthropoda; Thecostraca; Balanomorpha; Balanidae. The transcript is spliced from 8 exons. Gene Ontology annotation, biological process: neuron projection development; microtubule cytoskeleton organization. Gene Ontology annotation, molecular function: microtubule binding. The record is from RefSeq and is a predicted model, not a curated record.
GCACGUGGCACGUGGUGGCGCGUGUCGAUGGCGGAGGAGGGGCCCCUGAAGGUCGCCACGCCGGCCUCCUCACGACCCGAGUCGGUCCUCUCGGAGUUGACGGCCUCGGACGCGCCGGAGAGUCCGGAGCCGGAGGUGCCGGAGGACGUGUCCUCUCCGGAGGACACCCCGGACCAGCCGGAGACGAGGGCGGAGCCGGAGUGGCCCAGCCCGCACCAGCAGGAGACGGGGGCAGAGCCGGAGUGGCCCAGCCCGGACCAGCCGGACGGCCGAGAGGAGAAACAGGAGGACGAGAAGGAGGACACACCUAGAGGGGAAAGUGGUCUUCAGAACGAGGAGCCCGCAGGCAACCAGCCCGGAGAGAAUAAGCAAGAAGAACUGAGCCUUGAAGAAAGUGCGGUAACUGUCACCGAAAUGGGGGGCCAGAAGGACCCUGAGGAUGGACGAGAUGCCGGUCAAGUCGAAGGAGAUCAGCCAGCACAGGACGCUGAAAAGCAGUCAAUGGAGCCCUCCAGCCCUCCAGCACAUGUCGCUUCACCAGAAGACGCUCAGCCUAAGGAAGACUCGAACGCUGAACCAACUAAUACCAACGUCGAAGAACCCAAUGUCGAUCCCAAAGAGACUUCAACAGACGUCGAGCAUAAGUCAUUACCUCAUUCCCCAGAACCUGAGCGAGCUCCUUCGGUUCCAGGCCCACAAGACACAAACGCGGACGAACCUGCAUCAAGUGGCCGCCCAGAAUCUAAGCCAGGCCCUGACGAAGCCAAGGGCGAGGAGAAGGACGCAAAUUUAGAAUCGGAAUAUUCUGGACUAAAGGCAGAAGAAAAGGAGGACGAUAGAAGGCCUGCGUCAGAAGUAGAUGCAAAAUUGGAGCAGACACCAAAACCGGAACCUGAUCCAGAACCUGAGUCAAAACCUCAGGCAGAACCCGAGCCUGAAUCUGAAACUAGAUCUGAAUCAGAGACUGAACCUGAACCAAACCGAGAACCCGAACCUGAAUCCAGACCACAGUCUGAGCUCAAACCUGAACCGGAGCCGGAACCAAAACCUGAAUCGCAAUUUGAACCUGUAAACCAAGAAAAGUCUCAACCAGAGCCUGAACCGGGACCAAAAUCUGAGCCUAAGCAAGAAGAUAAGCCUAAACCCACACCCGAACCUGCAGCCGCUCCCAAACCUGAAACUGAUCCGAAACCUGAUCCUGAACCUGAACCCAAAGCUGAACCAGGAACUGAACCUGAACGCAAACCUGAACCUGAACCCGAACCAGAGACCAAAACUAAGUCCGAAACCGAACCGGAAUCUGGAUCAAAAUCUGAGCCUGAAGUGAAAGAGGCAGCAGAACCAAAUGAGAUGACUCAGUCAGAGCCUAUUUCGGAUCCAGUACCAGAGCCGGAAUCAGAGUCUCACAAGCAGACACCGGACCCGGACCCGUCGCCAGCGCCGGAGCCCCAGCCGGCAGCAAAGGAGCCGGAGCCGAAGUCCCAGCCGGCGGCAGCGGCGGCUCCGAAGAAGGGGCCGCGGUCGGCCGGCGCGCCCGCUGCCGGGUCGGCCCCGGGGGUCCGGACGAGCCGGUCACCCAGGAGGCGGCAGCCGCCGGAGCGGCGCCGGCCUCUGGUGACCAAGGAGCGGCCGACGGUGCCGACCACGCGCGGCCAGCAGCUGCUGGUGGAGCGCAAACGGCUACUGGACGAGGACUAUCGGCGCUGGGAGGAGCGCGAGCGAUCCCUCUCCCGCCGGCGCAGAGAAACGACUGGGGACAGCGGAGGUAGCAAUGGCCGGGGAACUAGCAGGAACGCCUCACCGAGGAGAGGACGGUCAUCUUCAACAAGGUUGGAUCCCCUGCAAGACAAACCAAAAAAGCUGCCGAUGAACAAGGUGCAGGUGGGGACGGCUCCUCCGCCGAACUUGAGCGCCGUCCAGUCGCGGAUCGGCUCCCUGGCCAACACCGGCUACCGGCCCGGCGGCGGCGCCGUGAAGAUCGAACACCACAAGGUGGACGUGAGCAAGGCGGCGCCGCGCGUCCAGGCGCGCUCCGACUACCGACCCGGCGGCGGCAACAAAAAGAUCGUUCUGCAGAAGCUCGAGUGGAAGGGCCAGCCGAAGGUGGGCUCCCUGGCAAACACCAAGUACAAGCCGGGCGGGGGCAAUGUCCAGGUGGAGUCGCAGAAGCUCGACUUCAAGCGCCAGGCGGCCUCGAAGGUCGGCUCAAAGGCCAACAUUCACCACAAGCCUGGCGGCGGCGACGUCAAGGUGACCUCUCAGCGCGUGCAACUGUCGUCCGUCUCCAGCAAGGUGGGCUCUCUGGACAACGUCGGCCAUCGUCCGACCGGCGGCGACCGGCGCAUCUUUGAAGACACCGCCUACCUGCGACAGAUGCGCUCUGCGUCGACCGACGGCCGGUCCCGGCGGCUGGGGUCCCGGCCGUCCGACCCCGGCUCCGGCUCCGAGGCCGGCACCGGCUCAGAGGCCGGCACAGAGCCCGGCAACGGUGCCGAACCUGGCACUGAGCAGGGCGCCGAUCCCGGCACCGAGACCGGCGCUGGGCAGGGCACCGAGACCGGUGCUGAGCCAGGCAACGGCACCGGCGCUGAGCUCGGCACUGAGGAAUCCGGUGCCCCCAACACUCAGCCCGGCACUCAGCCUAACACUGAGCCCGACAAGGGCACCGAACCCGACACCGAGGGAUCCGCUCCCGGCACAGAGUCCGGCUCCAGACCCGGCACUGACUCCAAGCCCGGCUCCGGCACCAACCCCGGCGCUGAGCCCGGCACCAACCCCGGCACAGAGCCCGGCACCGUCGCUGGCUCCAACUCUGGCUCCCUAAAGGGUAGCGGCGAUACCAGUCCAACACCACCAAACGGGAAAAAGACACCUUCCAGAUCUCCGUCGCGCUCUAGAAAUUCGCCAACCUCCGGAGGAAAAUCUCCAACACCGGGCGCAAAAUCUCCAGAAAAGGACAGGAAAUCCCCAGCGCCGGGUGGCAAGUCGCCAGGCGCGACAAACGAGCCGCUGGCACCUCCCGGGCAGUCGGCGGCCAGCCGAAAGUCUUCAGCCGAAAACUCGCUUCCACCAGUGAACGGGGCGUCCCCCAAGCCGCUGAGAUAACGGAAUUGUCUGCACUGACGACUGCCAUGCUCUUUGCUUUUAUCAGUGGUAGCAUGCAUACUCAUUUGUUCGCACGUAAUCAAACAGUCAAACUGAUCAGAACUUUGUGUAGUAGGUAGGCACACAAAUAUUGUUUUGUUAUCAGAAAUAUUUUUCGUUAAUGUUUCCCGUGCUCUGUGCGCCGUUAAGCUUUAACCGUGAUUAAUCGGUGUUUUAUUUGGGAAAUAAAUUAUGUCAAGAUGUUAAGAACGCUUUGUUAGGCGCUUUAAUGAUGCUAUUUUACGUCAACUAGCGCUAUUGUAUGCGUGAUGAAUGUCUCUCGCCUUCAGCCGAAUUCCGCCUGUCACAGCUAAGGUGUAAUCGUCACAAAGUAAACAGCAAGCAGUCCAGCUCGCAACCAUCGACAUCUGCACAUUGUCGAGGGAAGAGCCUGCUAAAGCCCCGGAUUUGUCGGAUCCCCCAGAAAGUUGUGUGCUUUUGGCACCGUUCGUCGUAGCGGGGUCACACUUUCAAUAGAUAUCACCUUUUCUUUCUAUCUCUUGGUACACCAGCAGUUUGGUGUUGCUUAACUAGCUCUAGCUUUAGAUAAUAAAGGCUCAAUAAAACUUAAGUAUUUGUUAUCACUGAAUGCAAGCCAGCGAGGAUGAAAUGAUUUGAAGGAACACAAAUCGAUCAUGUGAAAAUAAAUGUUAAAAGUACGUUUGAGGACAGCUCACAAGAGUAAGGUUACGUGAAAUAGGUACCGAACAAAACCGAAUCCUUGCAGCAAGAAGGUGAGGAACACUGAACACACCAAGAAUGGAAGUUUUCCUUUUUCUAAUUUAUGUAUUUCAGCUUGCCUAUUGUCCUUCCUUAUGGUUUAUGGAAAACGAAAUAGAAUAUCACACCGAUAGUAUUGCCUUUAAAUUGGCAUAUUAUAAGGAACUUUCAAAGUAUCAGUCACGUCGUUUAUGUAACGUGUAUUACAUAUCAAAUGAUCGGUAACAAUUGAGUACCUUGGGACGCAUGUUAGCUACUGGGUAAUGAGCAUAUGAUGCCAAACAACAUACACAUGGCAUUGCGACCCUGAUUGUUACCGCAAACAGCAAACACUCGCAAAAUCCACAUUUUAUAACAUUUAAAACAUUAGCAACGUGGCUGUGUCACUUAAUGCUCAGACAUCACCAAAAGCAUAAAAAACAGUUUCACUUUGGGCGCCGAGCACCUCUCGAGCGGCGGGCGAUUCGCACGUCAGUGUGGCGUGUGCCGCCCGUCCGCGGUCGCCCACGCCUGGGCGGCUUUCUGUUUCGCCGGGAGGCCGCCGGCGGUCCGGGAGGCCGGCACAAGCCGCGCCGUGGUCGGGCCGUGCCAGCGAGCCGCGCACGGCCCGGCCGGAGGACCCACGGGCAACGAGCAGCACUUUCACUGAGGCCGGCCGGCGGCGGCGGUAGCGGCGGCGGUGGCAACAGCGAAUCGCGAUUGAGGCGCGAUCGACCGUCUCACUCACCGGCUCGAUCGAACACUCACUCGUCGGCCGACCGUUUUUCAGUUGAGGAGACACCUUCUGUCCUGCACCUCCCCUUCCCUCAGGGGCGACACUUUCCGAAAAUUAUUGGUAGGGCUCUAAUGUAAAUUUUUGCCAAUUCAAAGCGAUUCUUUCCACGCAACGCCAUAGGCAUAAUGUUAAAUUUCCAAAAUUAUUGGUAGGGCUCGGGCCCUACCAUGCCUAUACAAAGCGACACCCAUGCCUUCCCUGCUGAGCCGCGCUGCACAGUGAGCACGGACCUGGACCUGACCGCGAUCCGACAAGGUCAGGGUCAUGAGUGAUGAGCUUGGAAUCUGAACUCAAGGGAUGCGCGUGGAAGGCGGAAACCACCCGGCUGCAAACUUGAGGUUGCACUGAUGACAGUCACAGCUCGAAGUCUUCUACAAGUAGCACCUUGUCGAAAUUUAUCGACACCCAACGGCACCAGCGAUUGAGUAAAUACGUAGGCAUGAGUCACUACCCUUUCACUGCACACAGACGUCUUUAGCCAGCAGAAGUGGGUCGCAUUCGGCGCAGGCGCCGCGCAAAGUCCCUCAGCCAGUGGUAAGUACACUGUUGUAUCGACCGCGACUGGCCAUCGGCCGCCGGUCCCGGUCAGUCUCUGAGGUCCUGUGGUCCCGUCCGGUCCGACCUGGAGGUCCUGUGGUCCCACUCAGUCACACCCUGAGGUCCUAUGGUCCGCCUGGUCACACUCGGAGGUCCUGUGGUCCCUCUCGGUCACACUCGGAGGUUCUGUGGUCUCUCUCAGUCACACCCGAAGGUCCUACGACCCCACACGAUCACACUCGCAGGUUCUGUCGGAUCCAAGGCAGGAAGUUGGUGACUCGCGUAUAGACGCCUGGGUAGCCGGCCUGGGCGCACCGGUUUCCGAAGGAGACGAUGCCCAGCUGCAUGUAGCGUCCGCGCUCGUAGUAGACGAGGGGGCCGCCAGAGUCGCCCUGUCGGGGGCCGGGAACACCAGUCAGCGGUCGGACGGCACUCGGACAACACAUGAAUAGAGACCGGUCUUUUAUGACCCAAUUCGACACGCUGCGAUACAUGAAUAGCGUGCUUCUAAGUGGAGAAUGAUGACACUUUUUAAAUAAAAUGACAGCCGAACUGCUACACAAACAAUUGAAAAGAACCUGAACAGUACAGUUGACUUUUUCACGGCAACACUUGGAGCCUUCAGAACUGCUGCAUAUUCAUUCGGUCAGGCCGCCGGUGUGUACUAGCAUGUUUCCUUUUAGUGUAUACUUUUAGCUUGUUUUCUUUUCAGUGUUGCUCAUAGUAGAUACCUACCUAUGUUAUGCCGUGCUUUUAACUACAGUGUUGUGAAUCGUUUGUGUUUUCACCUCAUCUUGUUUAUGAUUUUAUGUACUGUUUUGACUGCACCUGUUAAAAGGGCGUUUGCCUGUGGGUGCUUGUAGUAAAUACAAUACAAUACAAUA